GAGCAGAAUCCAGCUGAUUGUGGUAGCCGAGAAUGCUCAUUUACGAAACUAGACAGUUUGUGGUGGGAUGAACCAUCAUGGCUGUUGGAGAAGGAGAAUUGGCCGAUUGACAUCAUAACAACACCUUCAGUGGAGUCGGAGUCAGAAGCGAAGCGAAUCAAGGAAGUCCUUGCAGUAGCAAUUAACAAAAAGGAAGAUUCUACUUUACAACCCCUGUUAGCAAAGUAUGAAUUGCGGAAGGUAAUUCGAAUAUCUUCAUGGAUAUUACGCUUUAUCACCAACUGCCGCCAGGGUGGUGUACAUGGUCCAUUAACAACUGAAGAGGUGAAUCAAAGUAAACGAUUGCUAAUCAAAGUAACUCAAGAGAAAUUUGAAGAUUCUGAAGAUUUUACGGAAGACAAACUUCGUUUAAAUUUGCAAAAGAACGUUGAUGGAUUGUUCGAAUGUAGAAGUAGAAUACAAGGUCACUAUCCUUUGUACCUACCACAAAAGUCCUUGUUAACUGAAAAGAUUGUCAUGGAAGCCCACAAAAGAACGCUCCAUGGGGGAGUAUCACUGAGUAUGGCGGAAGUUAGACGGGAAUAUUGGAUACCCCGAUUGAGGCAAUUUACAAAGAGAAUCAGACACAAAUGUCAUGGAUGUAAGGGACAUCGUGCCAUUGCCUUUACUGAACCACCACCAGGAUUAAUCCCCAAGGGUAGAGUGGAAGGAACGAAAGUCUUCGAAGUAAUCAGAGUGGAUUAUGCAGGACCACUUAUAUGUCAAGUAAGUAACAAUGAAGAAGAAAAGGCUUAUAUUCUUCUGUUUUCAUGUAGCCUUUCCAGAGCAAUUCAUCUCGAAUUAUUACCAGAUCAGACAACUGAAGGAUUUAUCCGAAGUUUAAAGAGGUUCACAGCCCGAAGAGGAAGACCAAGGAAAAUAUACUCCGAUAAUGCAAAAACUUUCGAGUCUGCUGCAAGAUGGCUACACAAGAUUAUGAACAGUGAAAGAUUGAACGAUUAUCUUGCAAGAGAAGAAAUUACAUGGCAGUUCAAUCUAAGUCGUGCUCCUUGGUGGAGUGGGCAGUUUGAGCGUUUGGUUGGUCUUGUUAAGCAAGCGAUGUACAAGUCUAUUGGAAGAACUUCUUUAUCAUUUAGUGAGUUGGAGGAUGUAUUGCUUGAUGUUAAACAAACUCUCAACAACAGGCCCUUAUCAUACGUCGAAGAUGAUAUUCAACAAGAAAUUCUUACGCCCAACAGCUGGAUAUUUGGACAAAUCAAUCGAGUUCCAACUGAAGAAGAUAAGCAUGAUGUCGAGAAAGGAGAUCUGCGGAAGAGGUUUAAAUUUAUUCAAAGAUGUAAGGAAGCUACAUGGCAGAGAUGGUCUCAAGAGUAUGUGAGAUCACUUCGAGAAAGACAUAACUUGAAGCACGAGCUGAAGAGAGAAGAACCGAAACCUGGAGAUGUCGUGAUGAUCAAGGGAGACAGAAAGAACAGAGGAAAAUGGACAAUUGGUGUCGUAACGAAUACCUUCGUUGGCAGAGACAGGAUUACAAGAGCGGUAGAACUACGAACGAGCAAGAACACCUUAGAACGAGCGGUUCAACAUCUGUAUUCCUUAGAACUUUCAUGCGACAUCGCACCGAAAAACGACAACGUAACGUCAACCUUGAAUGCUGAAGCGAACGAAUUUCGACCGAAACGAAAUGCAUCUGCUACAGCGAGAGUUCAGAUUGAAAACCAAGCUGACUUCAAGAUGAAUCAGUAAAUCAAUACGAGAAAUUUAUUUACCACAAAACAAUUGUUAGUUAUUAGAACUUAUUACUAGAAAUUUAUAUUUUGUGUUCAUUAUGACGAGACGGAUUAUUUGCAGAACCUUUUUCUAGGAAAACAUUAGUCCUUGUUAGUUACGGCUAGCCGCCUGCUAGAAAUGACUAACAUCGGCUAUUAUGUUCGUUUUGUCCAUAUUUGAUGCAAGGUGUCAUCAAAUAAGGGAAGUGUGUCGCGAGUUAUUCGUUGAUCACGUGAUCUGCUGUGUGAUCUCGGCUGCUGUGCAGUUGUCACGAGCUAAUGGUGACGUAAAGAGUUCGAGGCCGCUUUCUAAUAGGAAGAAGUGAUUUUACGUGAGUUGUAAAAAGUGAGCUUUGUUAAGUUGUAUAUAUAAGAAGAAGAGUAUGUAGAACCAUUUCGGAGUAAUUAUUGUCGUGACUCGACGCAAGAUCCCGACACUUGUAACCUUCAUUCUUUAUUAAUAACUUAACAGUUCUUCUAGAGGUUUUCACGAUCAAUGGCUUCUUCUAAAGAGUUGUUGGCAAACAGAGACUCAAAAUCUAGAUUGUCCAUGACAAAAAUGAUUGACGUUUUGUGUACCAAUAGUUUUACCAUAUUUAGACAUACUAUCGUUACAACUGCGAAUUUGAUAAGUUAAUACUGUUAAUAAAUGUUUGCCUACGUGUAGUCAUUUUUCCUUCUGCACUGCGCAUGUCUUCGUUUUUUAAGUUUAAAGACACAAAGUUCCUAGCUCCUCACUAUCAAAUGUCGUUUAUCACUUAAGUGUGGUAGCUGCAAUGCUUUUUAUACUUGAGGUCAGGCCACUAUUUGGGCGUUUUUUCUAUUUGGGCGUUUUUUCUAUUUGGGCGUUUUUUCUUUGACAGGUAAGCCUAUUCAGUCAUCACAGCCCAUUGCCGUCAAGGAACAUACACUUAUCGUGGAUUACCGUCUUUUAAGAAUAUCACGGUCAUUACAGCUGCACCCAAUAAUUUCGUAUUAGGGUUUAAUGAUUCACAGAGAUGAAUUCCACUCAAUAGAAAUAUAGAUUCAGCGCCAUUAUUAUUUGAUAAAUACAAUUGAAAAUUAAUUAUUAUUACUGUUAUUUAGCUAGUUUUCACGUGUGUUUGGUAUAGAAUCCUAAAUUUUCACCCUUGUAACCUUUUUUUCUAUGCUAACCGGGGGGACCCGUCGACGAAACGCCGGAUUAAUUCACAAGUGAAAGUGUUAACCAGCGGAAGAAAAUGUGCCGGUAAACUUUGUCGUUUGUACACACUGAUUUAAAUCGGAACAAUUGUCAAAUUUAACCCUUUUUUGAUAUUUGCGGACCAUAUAUAUUGGUAACUUUACAUGUAAAAAUUGACUUAUAAUAUCUUUUUAUCAUAUUUUCUUAAGAAAGUUUUUUUGAUAUCUCACAUGAUAAGUGUUAUGUAAAGACCAAUCAUGCUUAAUUAUUUAAAAUGUUCGCUUUAGACUUGUGUUUGCUUCAGCAAGAGAAGGUCAUAUGCCUGGAUUACUUGCUAUGGUUCAUAACAAAAGAAACACACCAUUACCUGGACUUGUAUUCUCUUGCGCAAUAUCGUGUAUUAUGCUUAUGCCAGAAUCAUCAAACUUUAACGCCAUUAUCGCUUACUUCAACUUUGCAGCAUGGGUAUUUCGUGACGCCACAUUUGCAGCGCUAAUAUGGUUACGCUUCAAAAAACCAAAGAAGAAGCGUCCAUUCAAGGUAGAUAUAUGUAACAGUUUUUAACCCUUAGAAAGAAUGUCAAACUGUAAAGAUGUCUACAAUUUCACU
This is a messenger RNA of Hydractinia symbiolongicarpus, 3540 nucleotides long. RefSeq lists its product as uncharacterized. Gene Ontology annotation, biological process: DNA integration. The coding region runs from base 517 to 1746 and encodes 409 amino acids. Gene Ontology annotation, molecular function: nucleic acid binding. NCBI's taxonomy places the organism in Eukaryota, Metazoa, Cnidaria, Hydrozoa, Anthoathecata, Hydractiniidae. The record is from RefSeq and is a predicted model, not a curated record. The transcript is spliced from 2 exons.